Messenger RNA from Lycium barbarum (goji berry), 3327 nucleotides. RefSeq names its product serine/threonine-protein kinase EDR1-like. Gene Ontology annotation, biological process: protein phosphorylation. The record is from RefSeq and is a predicted model, not a curated record. The transcript has 13 exons. The coding region runs from base 365 to 2233 and encodes 622 amino acids. Lineage: Eukaryota; Viridiplantae; Streptophyta; Magnoliopsida; Solanales; Solanaceae. Gene Ontology annotation, molecular function: ATP binding; protein tyrosine kinase activity.
AAAGCCCUGACCGUUAACGAGACCCAAAAGGUCCAAGUAUAAGAAGUGGAAGUUGUCAUUGCCAAAUCACUCAAAUCCCCACGAACCUCUUCACUCAAAUCAAAUCAUAUGGAGUAGUACUAUUUUAUAAUCUUACAGAUUCAGAUUUAGAAUCAUAAAUAAAUAAUUAAUUAAAACGAAUAGAAAAGCAAAGUCAGCGCCGUUGAGAUUCAGAUGGUAUGAUUUCAACCUCCUCCUCCUUCACUCUCAGGAGAUCUCAUAGAGCUCGUCUGAAAUUUUCUCUUGGAUAUUGGCUUCGUGUACAGUUAUCAUUUAUGGGUCACAGUCUGCUGAACAUGAUAUAGAAUUUUGAAUCUUUGAGGAGAUGGAGAAGACAGGAAAUGAUACGGGGCCAGCAUCUCUGCCUCCUGAUUCUCCUUGGUGGCCAGCAGAUAUUUCCGAGAAACUACAGCAGAUCACUCUGGUUUCUUCAGAAGAUAAAACAAACUCUACUGUAUUGAGCAGCAAGCAGGAGCCAGAGGGGUUAGCAUCAAAGAGAGCGUCUCAGAUUCUGUGGGACACAGGGGAGCUUGCAGAACCUAUUCCUGAUGGUUUCUACUUUGUUAUUCCAGAAAGAAGAUUCAAGGAGCACUUCGAUACUAUUCCAUCUUUGGAUGACCUUUAUGCUUUGGAGACAGAGGGUCUUCGACCUAAUGUUAUUCUUGUCAAUCUGCAUAAAGAUAAGAAGCUUUCCAUGUUAAAACAGCUGACUCUCACAUUAGUGAAAGGAUUGAGUUCGACUCCAGCUAUAGCGGUGAAGAAGAUUGCAGGGUUGGUUUGUGAUUUCUAUAAGCAUCCAAAGUACAAGUCCACUCAUGUGAGUGGUACACUUGAGGAGGUCUCACAUGCUUUGGGUAGUCAAGGAAUACACAUGCUCUGCCAAAUGAAGGAUGGUUCCUGCCAUUCUCGAGCAAUCUUAUUCAAAGUUCUUGCUGAUACCGUGGGCCUUGAGUGCAAGUUGAUUGUGAGUUUACCAAGAGGAGCAGCACUGGAGUGCACAGAUUCUUCUAAGCACAUCCGUGUCACAGUCAUCCUGGAUUCCAUAGAACUACUGGUUGACCUUAUGCAUUAUCCUGGCAAGCUGUUUCCUUAUUCAACAAAGCAGCUACAUCGCUCACAUUUCUUUGGUGAGAGUGAUUCUGUAGAAACUGAUUCAUGUAACUCACCGAUGGAUCCCAUAAGUCCUACCUGUUUCAGUUCCGACUACAGUGGCACUGGAAGUCCUGAGCAUCCUUUCUUCAGAGGACCUGGGAGAUCCAUUCUUGGUGGUCGUGCACAUUCUUUCAAGGACUGCAGCUAUGACGUUACUUCUUCAAGGUCUGCUGGUGCAUCACCUAUACACACUCGUAGAAGAAGACGGAGGUCCAUUAGCAUGAUUCCGGAAAUUGGUGAUGACAUUGUAAGGGUUGUUCGGGAAAUGAAUGCAUCUAUGAAGAGAAAUCAUCUUUCAGGGGAACAAGCAACAUUUGAUUUGUCUACACGGAAAAGGGAAGAUAAUUCUGAUCAUCAAGUACUGAAUUACCGUCCAGAUGACCGAAAUACAGGAAAUGGUGAAAAGGGUCAAGCACCGCAUUUUCACAGAAAGUGCUUGACAUCUGACAAAGCAAUCUCGCUGCCUUCAUCUCCGCGCUGGAGCUAUGGUAGAGGCAAGGCAGGAGAAAUUUUUGGCAGUCCUGAUAUGACGUCAAGAUUGGACAAAGUGAUAGAAUCAUCAAGGAUCCUCAACAAACCAUUGUUACCAUUUGAUGAAUGGAACAUUGACUUCUCUGAGAUCACCAUUGGAGCUCGUGUUGGAAUUGGGUUUUUUGGAGAAGUCUUUCGCUGUAGUUGGAAUGGAACAGAGGUUGCAGUUAAAGUUUUCCUAGAACAAGACUUGACUGAAGAGAACAUUGAAGAUUUUGCCAAUGAAAUAUCCAUCCUGAGCCGCAUUCGCCACCCAAAUGUAAUAUUGUUCCUUGGUGCUUGCACAACUCCUCCUCGUUUAUCCGUGGUUACUGAAUUCAUGGAAAUGGGAUCCCUAUAUCAUCUGAUCCAUGUAAGUGGACAGAAGAAUAACCUCAGCUGGCAAAGGAGAUUGAAAAUGCUUUGUGAUAUAUGCAGAAUGAGGCAGGGUAUUGGAGGGACAUCAUCAAAGCAAAGCAUGGAUCUCAUGACCAUUGGAGCCCAAAGAAGAGUACAGACCCUCAUGGUGUAGGAGUUUGGAAACACAUUAGCAGUUUUCAGGAUGAUUUUUUCCAGAAAGUCUUUUUCAAAGCUGGUAAUGGAAUCAAGAUAAGAUUCUGGUUAGACAAAUGGAUUAGGGACACUACUCUGAAGGAAUCCUUUCCUAGGCUGUUCCAGAUAGCUACCAACAAGGAAGCAACAGUUGCACAAUACAGAGUUGACAAUGCUUGGAGCCCAAUCUUCAGAAGGAACUUGAAUGAUUGGGAAAUUAAUGAACUUCUUCUUCUACUACAGACACUUGAAGAAUGCAACUUAGAUACACAAAUCUCAGAUAGAUUACUUUGGGGCAGCACCAAGCAAGGGGUCUACACUGUGAAAGAAAGUUACAAGUUUGGGUGUGCCCAGAAUGGCAUCCUUGAAGAUUUUCCCUGGAAACAUAUUUGGAGGACAAGACAACCUCUUAGGGUCUCCUCUUUUACCUGGACAGCCCUUCAUAAGGCUUGCCUUACUCAAGACAAUCUCAGGAAAAGGGGCAUCAUUCUCAUCAAUAGAUGUUUUUUCUGCAAACAAGACAAUGAGAGUGUCAAUCAUCUUUUUUUGCAUUGCCCCAUAACAGCUAACAUAUGGCAUUUCUUCUUCUCUUUGUUUGGCCUCCAAUGGGUGAUGCCCUUUUCCAUCAAAGAUGCUUAUGUUAGCUGGAUAUGCUGGAGAGUUGACAAGACCAUCAAAAGGAUCUGGAGGAUGAUCCCAGCAGCAAUCUUUUGGAGUAUUUGGAAAGAGAGAAACUGCAGAUGUUUUGAUGGAAUAUCAACUUCCAUAAGUUUCAUUAAGGCUAGAUGUUUAGUUACUCUUUUCAGUUGGCACUUUUUCUCCCCUGUAAACAGUGUGGAUAAUUUUUUGGAAUUUGUUAGCUCCCUAACUCUAGCAGAAUAGGGUCUUAGGGGAUAUCUUUUUGGAUCUUUUGACUGGUUUACAGAUUUUUGCUCAGCUAGCUUCAUGUUAAUUCUUGUUUGAAGCAGCUCUAUGCUUAGUUGUAACCUCUGCAUCUUCUUGAUGCCAUUCUAAUACAUUUUAAUUACUUCACCAAAAAAAAAAAAAAACUUCUCUCUGCUCUGUAGUUAUCUA